Messenger RNA from Ilex paraguariensis (yerba mate), 1341 nucleotides. The record is from the annotation of a GenBank genome assembly. Lineage: Eukaryota; Viridiplantae; Streptophyta; Magnoliopsida; Aquifoliales; Aquifoliaceae.
GAAUUGGCAGUUUUGAUUUGACAAUAUAUUACUCAAAUUUCCCUAUGAAUUAGUUCAUGAUUCCAAUCCUGAUCCUUCAGACAAGUACAAAAUUUGUGUUUUGGUGGUAUCGAAUGAUCACACAAGAACAAGUACACUAUAUAGAAUCACAUAAGGUUGACGAAGAAAACCAAGACUCAACUCUAUGGGUUCUGAUCCUUCGUCUCAAAUUCCAGUCAUCAACUUCUCGCUGGUAUCGCCGGAGUUGGACAGAGGAACAAAAGAGUGGCACCUCCUGUGCGAGAAGGUCCGAGAGGCUUGUGAAAGCUAUGGUUAUUUCGAGGUGGUGUAUGAUAAAAUUUCUUCAGUGUUACAAGCAGAGACAUUUUCGGAUUUGAAGGAACUUUUUGGUCUUCCUUUGGAGACAAAGAAGAAGAAUGUGAAUCCAAACCCUUUCUAUGCCUAUGCUGGGCAGUAUGCCACGGCAUCCUUGUAUGAGAGCCUUGGAAUUGAGGAUGCCUCCGACCCCGACUCGGUUCGGAGAUUUGAAGAACUAAUGUGGCCUCAAGGCAAUGAUUUUUUUAGCAAAACAAUCAGCUCCAUAACUCAGCAGAUGGAUGAGUUAAAUCGUACGACCAGGACGUUGAUUCUCGAUGCUUAUGGCCUGGGAGAGACCUUGAACUCCAUCAUGCCUUGUACAACCUUACUGCGCCUUACGAAAUACAAAGCCUCACCAAAUGGGGAGUACAUGGAGGGGAUCACUGCUCAUACGGAUAAACUUCUGUCAGCACUUCUGUGUGCAAACCAAGUUUUUGGGCUCGAAGUUGAAGCCAAGGAUGGGCAGUGGAUUAAACUUUUUCCAUCUCCCAAUUCCUUCAUCUAUAUGGUUGGUGAUCCUCUCAUGGCAUGGAGUAAUGGGAGAAUGCAUGCAGCUAAUCACAGGGUGAUGAUGGAAGGAUAUGAAGAUAGGUAUUCACUAGGGGCAUUUCCAGCUCCAAUGGAGGGAACAACCAUCAAGCCAAUAAAAGAGCUAGUGGAUGAAGAGCACCCCCAAAUUCUGGAAGAGUUUGAUUACAUGGAAUUCAUCAGAUUUUCUUUAUCAAAAGAGAGUUUGACCAUGGAUUCAGCAAGGCAGGCGUUUGCAUUUCCUGGAAACUAUUGAUGAAGUGUAGUUUUUUUCUUGGAAAACGAGGUAGCUAAGCUAGAUUGUAAGUGCUAAAUCCCACAAAAAGUUCGGGUCAUGAUAAUGAAGAGCACUUUGCUUGGCACAAACAAAUGUAAUGAUAAGAGUUGAAAAACAUGAUAUUGGAUAUAGUUCCCAAACUUAUUUUUUGAAAAAUAUGUGGCUAGAAUGACACGACA